AUGAACGCGACCUUCCUGAACCACAGCGGCCUGGAGGCAGAGGGCGGCUUGGGCGGCGGCGGCGGGGCCGCCCUGGGGAACCGCAGCCACGGGCUGGGCACGUGGCUGGGCUGCUGCGCCGGGGGCGCGCCGCUGGCCGCCAGCGACGGGGUCCCCGCGGGGCUGGCGCCCGACGAGCGCAGCCUGUGGGUGACGCGCGUGGCGCAGAUCGCUGUGCUGUGCGUGCUGUCGCUCACCGUGGUCUUCGGCGUGUUCUUCCUGGGCUGCAACCUGCUCAUCAAGUCGGAGAGCAUGAUCAACUUUCUGAUGCAGGAGCGCCGGCCCUCCAAGGACGUGGGCGCCGCCAUCCUGGGGCUGUACUGA
Enhydra lutris kenyoni (northern sea otter) is the source of this 363-nucleotide messenger RNA. RefSeq names its product reprimo like. The record is from RefSeq and is a predicted model, not a curated record. The transcript has a single exon. Lineage: Eukaryota; Metazoa; Chordata; Mammalia; Carnivora; Mustelidae. The coding region runs from base 1 to 363 and encodes 120 amino acids.